This is a messenger RNA of Stegastes partitus (bicolor damselfish), 1920 nucleotides long. RefSeq names its product protoporphyrinogen oxidase (gene ppox). The coding region runs from base 27 to 1457 and encodes 476 amino acids. Gene Ontology annotation, cellular component: mitochondrial inner membrane. Gene Ontology annotation, molecular function: protoporphyrinogen oxidase activity, oxygen as acceptor. Lineage: Eukaryota; Metazoa; Chordata; Actinopteri; Pomacentridae. The transcript has 14 exons. Gene Ontology annotation, biological process: heme biosynthetic process. The record is from RefSeq and is a predicted model, not a curated record.
ACGUCGCUGUCCGUCAGAAGAAGCCAAUGAGAACAGUUGCGGUACUCGGAGGAGGGAUUGGGGGUUUGGCUGCAUCUUACUACCUGUGCAAGAACCCCCAGGUCACAAAGGUGAUUGUUUUGGAGUCCAGCAGUCGUUUUGGAGGUUGGCUGUGGUCCACCAGGAGGUCCGAUGGGGCGGUGUUUGAACAUGGACCCAGGGGAAUUCGACCUGCUGGGGCAGUGGGACGCAACACACUCAAUAUGGUGGAUGAUCUGGGUCUUGGCGGGGAGAUUCUGCCAGUCACCUACAGCCACGUCGCCUCCAAGAACAGAUAUCUGUACGUGAAAGGACAGCUUCACAGGAUGCCUUCAGGAAUAAGUGGCCUUGUGCGGACAGUCCCACCCUUCUCUCGCCCAAUCCUCCUGAGUGUUGCUUCUGAGAUACUGGUGAAAAAAGGCAAAGAGGACGACGAGUCCAUCCACUCAUUUGUUUCUCGGAGGCUUGGAAAAGAGUUGGCAGAUAUAGCUGUGGACAGUUUGUGUCGUGGUGUGUUUGCAGGGGAUUGUAGACAGUUGAGCGUUCGCUCCUGCUUUCCUCCUCUCUACAAGGCAGAGCAGCGCAGAGGUUCUCUGAUACUUGGAAUGCUGCUGGGCUCAGGUCCGACUCCGGUGGUCUCUCCUGGCCCUCUGGCUCAGAGAUCCAUAAACGAGUCGUGGGCCCAGUGGUCUCUGAGGAGGGGAGUGGAAUCCCUCCCAGAGUCUAUCGCUGACUACCUACAACAGAGCGGGAAAGUGGAGCUUCACAAAGAGGCAGCUGUUAAACAGAUUCGUCCUUCAGCGUCUGGUUGGCAGGUUCAUUUGGAGGAUGGAGUCGUAUCAGCUGACCACGUCAUCUCUGCACUGCCUGCUAAAGCCCUUUCCUCAGUCCUGCCUCCGUCCUGUCAGCCGCUCAUCCAGCAGCUGCAGGACGUUUCCUCGGUGACUGUUGCUGUGAUAAAUCUGGAGUACGAGGGUUCCGUCCUGCCUGUCAUGGGUUUUGGUCAUCUUGUUCCUUCGUCAGAGGAUCGGGGUUUACUGGGAGUGGUCUACGACUCUGUCCCCUUCCCUCAACACAACAGACCUGACGGACAAACAACUAGACUGACGGUGAUGAUGGGUGGGGCCUGGUUCCAGGAAGUGUUUGGGUCCCCAGAGGCAGUAACAGAGGAGCAGCUUCUUGCGAGAGCCACCGAGGCGGUGCGCUGCCACCUGGGAGUCACCACAGCACCCAGCUGGAGCCUAGUGGCUCUACACAGGGACUGUAUCCCUCAGUAUUAUCUAGGACACUUUUUGAAAGUUGAGUCCAUGCGUAGCUUCAUAAGGGAGAAUAAUCUGCCGCUGUCUCUGACUGGGUCGUCCUACGAUGGCGUGUCGGUCAAUGAUGUCAUCUUUAGUGGACGGACGGCUGUAGAGGAGUUGUUGGGAACUGGAGUUUGAAGGAGCUUGUCACUAUUCAAACAUGUCAACAUACAGCCUCCUGUAUACCAGCAUUUCAAAUCGGAUGCUGUAUGCAUAAAGCACACAUGGAGAGACCAGUUGAUGGACAUGAACACCUGCAGCUUUUCUACCUGAAAUGCCUCCUACUUACCAACAAGCAGACGUCUCAGGUUGUUGCUUGUCGUAUGAGCUUGUGAGGAAAAGUGCAGUCACUGACGUCAGCUGUAGGGGUUUAAACAACUCAAGAUGUGUCUGGAAAACACCAAGACUGCUACAUGACGCGUCUGAAUGUCUCAUGGCCAAGCUGCUUCAGUAUGUGCAUGCAACAGUUGGUCUGCUCAUACCAGGAUUCUAGGCCCUAAUAGAACUGUGCAUCAUUUUAAAGCAGAUGAUUACACAUGUUGUGGUUCUGUAAAUAGAAUUUGCCUACAGAUUUUAAAUUAAAGCCUUAUUGUACUCUUGA